AUGAAUUAUAAUAUAGUACCAAUACCUAGUAUAAUAUAUGAACAAUCUAAUAGAUUUGCAAAUAUAUCUCACCCAUUCUUUCAUAGAGAUAAAAUGAAGCUCCAUCAACAAAUUCAACAACAACAACAACAACAACAAAUGCAACAGCAACAACAAUUUUACAAUAAUAAUUCAAAUACAUAUUAUAAUUAUAACCAAGAAUAUUACCAACCACGAAACUAUCAAAAUUAUCAAUAUCAACAACAACAAUAUCAAUACCACCAUUAUAAUAAUAAUAAUAAUAAUAAUAAUAAUGAUAAUAAACAAGAAUAUGAAAAUGAAGAUGAAAAUGAAAUUAAUAAUGAUAAUAUAAAUUUUAGUGAAUAUUAUGAUCAAGAUAAUCCAAAUAAUAAUGUACAAUAUGUUUUAUCAGAUGAAGCAAUUGAAAUGUUUGCAAAGACUGAAUUAAAAAGAAGAGAAUUAAAAAAUAAAAAGAGUAAAACUGGUGAAAAUAAAUUAAUAUUAGAUAAUAUUUUUAAUCCUGGUGAACAAACUCCAAAAUUUAAAUAG
Dictyostelium discoideum AX4 is the source of this 549-nucleotide messenger RNA. RefSeq lists its product as hypothetical. The coding region runs from base 1 to 549 and encodes 182 amino acids. The transcript has a single exon. The record is from RefSeq and is a predicted model, not a curated record. Lineage: Eukaryota; Evosea; Eumycetozoa; Dictyosteliales; Dictyosteliaceae.